Ectocarpus sp. CCAP 1310/34 is the source of this 365-nucleotide messenger RNA. The record is from the annotation of a GenBank genome assembly. Lineage: Eukaryota; Phaeophyceae; Ectocarpales; Ectocarpaceae.
UGGGCGGGCAGGAGAGCGACUGGGUGUCUCGUCUACGAGAGGACCUCAUGGCCUUCAACAUGGGAGACGAAAAGGAAGGGGGGAAAUGGAAAGAGAGCGCCAAGGAUCCGGAGGAGUGGUACAACAAGGUCGAGGACGGGGCGGCAUGGUUCAUGAGGAAAUGGCACAGGCAGGAGGCGGAAGCGUCCGCGAAGCGCCAGCGCGCGAGGGAAGCAGAAAAAAAGCAGAGUACGGCCAUCUCAGCGCCGAAGAGAGAGAGAGUCGGGGAACCGGCGGUGGGGGCGAAGAAACGGCGACCGGGCACUGCUGUAGAAGCGAGUAGGGCGGCCGAGGCAGCACUUGUGGCGAACUAUGUACCCGGCUGA